Messenger RNA from Diceros bicornis minor, 643 nucleotides. It is a transcript of the gene CHCHD1, whose product is annotated as coiled-coil-helix-coiled-coil-helix domain containing 1. Bases 99 to 455 code for a protein of 118 amino acids. The record is from RefSeq and is a predicted model, not a curated record. The transcript has 3 exons. Gene Ontology annotation, biological process: mitochondrial translation. Gene Ontology annotation, cellular component: mitochondrion; nucleoplasm; mitochondrial ribosome. Gene Ontology annotation, molecular function: RNA binding. NCBI's taxonomy places the organism in Eukaryota, Metazoa, Chordata, Mammalia, Perissodactyla, Rhinocerotidae.
GAGCUUGCCCUGGGCCGCGCGCCGAGCCCCGUGGAGCUCGUAGGGAUCACGCAGGGUCACGCACGGCGCCGCAGAGCCUGCCGGGAGCUCGGUGUGCGAUGGCGGCGCCCAGCCUGAGAGGUCGCCUAGCGCGGCUUGGAAACCCGCGGAGUCCCAUACUGAAGCCCAACAAGCCUCUCAUCCUAGCUAACCGUGUCGGGGAACGGCGCCGAGAGCGGGGCGAGGCGACCUGUAUCACGGAGAUGUCGGUAAUGAUGGCUUGCUGGAAGCGGAAUGAAUUCCGCGACGAAGCGUGCAGAAAAGAGAUCCGGGACUUCUUUGAUUGUGCUUCGAGGGCUGAGGCAGCCCGAAAGAUGAGAUCAAUCCAGGAGAACCUGGGAGAGUCCGGGAGUUUACCCCCCAAGAAAAUUAAUAAGUUGUUACAGAGGUUUCCUAACAAAUCUCAUGUCAGCUGAAAAUGGAGAAGCGUUUUCUAUGACUGGACUGUAGCUUCUAAGAACUAUGCAGAGGCGUUUUAGAGACAUGUACACUGCCAUGCUCUCUUUGAAGAGUAAAAGGAGGGAAAAAUACUUUUUUCAUCCUUUAGAAUUGUUGUCUGGGUGUAAGUUAUGCUUUAUCUUGAAAUAAAAUCCUCUGAAGAGAA